Exophiala viscosa is the source of this 1319-nucleotide messenger RNA. RefSeq lists its product as uncharacterized. NCBI's taxonomy places the organism in Eukaryota, Fungi, Ascomycota, Eurotiomycetes, Chaetothyriales, Herpotrichiellaceae. The transcript is spliced from 4 exons. The record is from RefSeq and is a predicted model, not a curated record. Gene Ontology annotation, cellular component: mediator complex. Bases 134 to 973 code for a protein of 279 amino acids.
UACGAAAGGGUUGUCCCACACACUUCUGGGGCAAGAUCUACUCAAUUGUACUUUUGCAGUUCAGCAGUGAUCACGGAUCGCUAAAUGUUCAUGAGGCUUGUCGCAUGCCUCCAGACAAUCUGCUGUGACGAUCAUGUCGGCCACAAGUACUACGCCCGAGACCACGGAUGCGGAAGACCGUGAGAUCGUGGAAACACUAGCCAAACUCCAGAGCAUGUCCACUCAAAUCACUGCUUUGCGGACUUUGUUGCCCGAGAAGUUGAUCAACCCGACCAGGUUCGCUCUGGAAAACCCGCUUGGGUAUGAUCCGGAAAAGCUCGCGGACUACCUGCAAGAUGCAGCGCUUGCAGGUAGCCAGGACCUAGUACAGUUCAAGAAAGACUGGCACAGCGAGGACGUGCGACAACUCUGGCAUGCUGUCAACACAGGAGACGCCCCCCAGGGUGAAGAUGCCUGGAGUGUGGACUACGGCGACCUUGUCAUUCGUGCCAGAAAUCAACAUUCUCACUCUGCCAUGGUCAAUGGACUCAGCAGCGGACAGCAGCACCAGACCGAUGCGGACCUGGCUAGGAUUGUCAGCGACUUUCGCGCAAAACACCCUGACAUCAAAUUCGACGUGGCAGAUGAAGCACACCCCUUGCCACUAAACAUCACCAUUGCUCAGCUGGAUCUUCGUGUCGAACAGAAUCAGACAGCUGGUGCUACAGCUUUUACGGUGGCUGGAAAGCCGAAUACCGAGCCAUUCGCUCUCCGAGAUAGCAUCGUCGACACGAUUGGAAAAAGCGGGGGCACAAGUAACCUCGGUGUCUUCCUUGAAAUGCUCGCCGCUUACAGCGAUGUGAAAACCAGGCACUGCGAUAAGUGCAACAAGCUUGUGAACAACGAGUUACUGUUGCCGCUAGUCAGACAACUCAAGCCUGAAUCGAGCAAUGAACAUGUUGAAUUUCUUGCGCUUCAUCAAGAUUGCGUGUGAAAAGACAGAGAGCCUGGCGUUUACAGCGUCUAAAUGUAUCGACAGAUUCUACCAUCUCUGAUGUGUAUAUUCACAAGCUGCGCCUAGAUGCAGUACCCAGGGACACUGUCGACUGAUAAUCACCCUGGCUGGUGGUUGGGACUCAUGCUACCCUCCGGCAACAUCGAUGGACGGACAGGUGGUGCUCCGUGAUGUUAGAGCAAGUCACAUCGAUAGAGUCCGAGACAGACGGCAAUGCUGAACCAAAGAUCACCGAGUUGCGCAACGCUCGCAGGAGGUUAUGUCAAGUCCACUCAAUGUGUCAAAGCAUGGCUAGUCCCAGAUGACGAAAAGUCGUUCGUACUUC